AAAGGAAUGGAAUGGAUAGCUAGUCAGAAAAAAAUGGCGGAAGUCCAGCGACAGAGCUUAGAGAAAAACGGUGUCUCUUUUAAUAUCUCGUGGAAAGCGUCUGUCCGAGCAAGGAUGUUUAUCUUUAUGUGUAUACUUUUAGUCGAACCUGGACGAGCUACAACUCACUGGGUUGUUACAGAAGACGGAAAAAUUCAGCAGCAGGUGGAUUCUCCGCUUAACUUGAAACACCCACAUCAUCUAGUCCUUUUCAUGCAGCAGGAGACUCGUGUCAACUACCUCAAGAAAUUAGAGAAGCAGCUAGUUGCCCAGAAAAUCCACAUUGAAGAGAACGAAGAUCGCGACACUGGAUUAGAACAGCGUCACUAUAAAGAGGAUGCUGACUGCGUCACGGCUAAAGUUCCUCUCGGGGAUCUGGACCUCUACGAUGGCACCUUUAUAUCCCUGGAGAGCAAAGGCAUAAAUCCUGAAGAUUAUGUGGAUUAUAUGUCGCCUUUACCUUCAGACCUGGAAAAGCCUGAUUGUGCAGAAAUCUUUGAGCUCCCCUACAGCAUUCAUGCGUACCAACAUUUAAGGGGUGUACAGGAGAAAGUAAACCUCACAUCACCUUUGCUGUCAAAGGAUGACCCUAUCUUCGAUUCUUUAUCCCAUAAGCUGGGUCAUCGCAUGGAUGAGGUCGGCCAUAGAAUACACCAGGGUCUUCUGAGGAAUUCCUCCUCCUGGGUGCUUUACAAUCUGGCCUCCUUCUACUGGCGUAUGAAGAACGAGCCAAGGAGAGCCGCGGACUGUGUCAUCCGUGCUCUGCACUUCUCUCCCAGGCAGCACAAGGAUGUAGCCCUCGUCAACUUGGCAAAUAUCCUACACCGAGCUCAUUUCUCAGCAGAUGCCGCCAUCUUGGCUCAUGCCGCCCUGGACCAGACUACUGAUCUGUUUACCAGCCACUACACACUUGGCAACAUCUACGCUAUGUUGGGGGAGUAUAAUCACUCAGUGCUCUGCUACGAGCAGGCUCUGCAGUCUCAGCCGGGCUUUGAGCAGGCUCUAAGGAGGAAGCACGCUGUCCUGUGUCAGCAGAAGCUCGAGCAGCGGCUCGAGGCUCAGCACAGAUCUCUUCAGCGCACUCUGAAUGAACUAAAAGAGUACCAGAAGCAGCACGAUCAUUACCUGCGGCAGCAGAGCAUGCUGGAUAAGCACAAGCUGAUCCAGGAGGAACAGAUUCUACGCAACAUCAUCCAUGAGACACAGAUGGCUAAAGAGGCACAGCUUGGUAACCACCAGAUGUGUCAUCUAGGCCAGCAGCAGUACAGCCUGUUCUGUCCGUUUGACUUACCUGUCCGUUAUCACCGGGGAGAUCUGUUUGAGAACGUGCACUACAUCCAGUUUGGGGAGGAGGUGUCUGUAGCUGGCAGCGUGGCUCUGGUGUCGGAGCUGAGUGUAAACGAGAGCCGAAGCCCAACGCCGUACUCCACUGUGUCUGGAGGAGAUGUGCCAGCAGCACACUGGGACAAGGAGUCCUCCUCUAAUGCUGAAACCCAUAGCAUGCUGUGGCCGAGAAGUUCAGACUGUGCUCAGCGUUUUCCCUCCGUUCCCUCUGCUAACCUGCUUCCCACCUUCUUCCUUCCUCCAGAGAGUCAUGGCCUCAGGGGAAAGAGUAGCCUGUAUGUGAACAGGAGUCCCCCAGUCUCUGCUGAGAUCCCAGACUGCAGUUUAAAAGCUCAACCCUUGCUUGGUGACCCUCUGACCUCUGUAGCCUGGGCUUUGCAUGGGAAACAGCUGCCUGACCAGCACGCUGCUCAGGUAUUGCUGAAGCGUGGUGACGGGUGGACUAUGAAACAAAUGGGUGCAAUGAUCGCGAGUACUUUGGAGAAGACAAGUGUUCCACGGUGGCUGGUUCAGAAUGAGGCUGGGCUCUUUUGGAGAGCUCAGGGAAACGGUACGCGAGCUCUGCAGUGUCUGCGCCAGGCCCUGCACUCGGCUCCACCUCAACACAAAAACGUGCCACUGGUCAACAUGGCCAACUUGCUGCUCCAUUACGGCCUGCACCACAAAGCCCAGGAGCUCCUGCAGCAGGCCAUGGAGAUCAAUGCCUCAGAGCCUCACACUCUGCUGAGCAUGGUGAGUGUGCAGCUCUCUCGAGGGAACCUGACUGGUGCGUUGACCCUGUUCCGGCAUGCCCUGUCUCUGAGUGGCAGCUGUAGCCAAUGCCGUGCCAGCCUGCCUCUACUGCGCUGCCUGCAGUUCUACCCUUUCCUCUACAAGCUCCAGCACCAGGCCUGUCAGCACGGUUCAGGUUGUGAGAGAAUAGAGGACAUUGAGGUGAAGGAUUGGGAAUCUGAGGAAAGGCAAGAAACAAGAAACCAGAAUGCCAUGCCUGGAUCUGCAUUAAAGGACUCGCUGCUGUUCGAGAAAGUAGUGGUGGACAGUAAUGGCUCCGGAGAGGUGGGCCAGCAGGAGCGAGGGGAAGAUACGAAAGGAGGGCUGGAAGGUGAAGAGCAGUGGCAGUUGCAUGAGGAGCUGAUGGGUGCGUUUGAGGGGGCGCUGGAUGUGAGCGGGAAGCGCGGGGACUUACGAGGGAUCCGUGUUCUGAAAAACGACAGGGUGAUGGGGGCCAGCAGCGAUGGCGCCUGCUUCGGGAACUGCGAGGAUGAUGAUGGAGCAGAAUGGAUCACAUUCCAGGUGAAGCGAAUGCGGAAGCCCAAGGCGGAGGUUUCUGAGAGCUGGACAGGUGAAGAGGAUACCUCUCAGAGUGACUCCUCAGCGGGACAGUCCACCCUGGAGAUCAGCGGCCCUACCAUCCCUUCACCUGGACCUUCAGGAAGGUGGAAGGACUACAGCAGUCUGGGCUGGCCAGGACCGGAGGAGUGUCAGCGCACACGGCGGGUAGACCUCACUACUGUGGCAAGCACCUGGCUGGCUGUGUCUGCCAAAAAUAUAGACAUCACAGAACAUAUAGACUUUGCCACUCCACUGCAGGAGCCUGCUGCAGAACCAGUGUGUAAUGCUAAUCUGCCAGCCAGCAUGCACACUCUAGACCAUCUGGGGGGAGUGGCCAACCGCGGCAGCAUCCACUAUACUGGAGAGAGUCAGCUCAAAGAGGUGCUGAAAAAUUUGGGAAAGGAUAAGUUUUUGCCGCAGUCCUUUGAACAAAUUGGAACCCGCUUGGCGAAAGUCUUGGAAAAGAACCAGACCUCGUGGGUUCUGUCCAGCAUGGCAGCGCUGUACUGGAGAGUGAAGGGCCAGGGGAAGAAGGCAAUAGACUGUCUGCGUCAGGCUUUAAACUCUGCUCCUCACCACAUGAAGGAUGUUCCCCUGAUCAGCCUGGCUAACAUCUUCCAGAACGCCCGUCUGUGGGAGGAUGCACUCACCGUGGCCCGCAUGGCCGUAGAGAUCGCUCCUCAUUUCGUUGUAAACCAUUUUACUCUCGCUAAUGUCUACAUAGCAAUGGAAGAGUUUGAGAAAGCAAUGCACUGGUAUGAAUCCACUCUUAAGCUCCAGCCAGAGUUCGGACCUGCCAAAGACCGCCUUCGUACCAUCCAGUGCUACCUUCUGACUAAGAGGGACAGGCGAGCUCCAUAAAGACACACACACACACACACAGUGGCACAUACAUGCAUACACAUAUCUAUAUAUUUAAAAAGAGAAGUGAGGACGUCUUUAGCUCUGUCUGUUUAUUUUUGCCACAUAUCAUCCAGGGGUUCAGUUAAACAGAGCAGUUUCUGAUCAGAAUCUUGUUUUCCAAUGUUAAAGAAAAGGUUGUAAUCAAUAGAUCAGUAGAUUGGUUUUUUUUAUUUAUUUAUUUUAUGGUGUAAGGGUUUUAUGUAAAGUUGUUUGCGCAGUUUUAAAAAAACAAAACAAAAACUGACACAAUUUGAAAGUGAUCCAGAUGUUUGCUAGACACAGUUCUACUCCUAAACUUAGUGAUAACACAUUCAGGUACUAAUUCCUGCAUCAUGACGGUUCAAGUCAGAAACAUUAAGAAUUUAACGCAUAAACAUCAGCAGGAAGGGUUGUAUGAUUGACAAGCAUUUCUGAAAUGUCUUAAUACGGUUAUGGCACACAGGUUUUUUUUAAGGCCCGAUAUUUUAUGGAUGAUUUCUGCAGCAUAUGAAUUUGGCACUCUUUGAUUGACAAGUUGAAAUAGAUACUCAGCACCACAACAACAAAAUGAUGAAUAUAUACAGUAUGGUCGUGUUUUUAAGUUUAGUUUCUUAUGGUCAGGAUACAGGGAAGAUUAAAGCAGACAAUAAACCAGUCAUCACAUCACACAGUACAAGUGUGUUCUACUCGAAUUAACUAUAAAACAGACAUGUUUACUUUUUCAUUACUGCACUGAAUUAGGCAAUAACGAUUGAUCUUAUCCAACCUGAUAACUGCAGAUUGAUAUGCUUUUAAGCAAGGUUAUUUUAAGUAUUUUAAUUGCUGAACUUAUUAUGAAACAUUGUUUCUGGAUGUAUUUUUGGACCAUAUUCAUUUCAGUGUGACUGUAGUUACACUAUUAUACACCACAAUCAUAUUUUUUUAUUGCAACAAUUUUAAGAUGAAUAAAUACAUAUCAGUAAUCCAUAAAGAAUUCAUUUACAGUGCCAAUAUUUUUUUAAGUACACAAUAUUUUCAUAAACUGUCAUCUCAGUGUUACAUUUUUAGUGUGGUAUGACUGACAGAAUGUGUUUAUAAUUAUGAUUUUUUUUUCUUUCAAAAUCGUUCUUGAAAUUCAAGAUGAACAUUUGCCCAAACCCUACACACACACACACACACAUCUGUGUUUGUAAAAUGUAAUACAGCCUUCCAUGACUUCUCUCUUUUCAUCAAAUAAUGUUACUGGUCUUAAUUAAUUAAUAAACGCACAUUGUUGAUGAUGAUAAUGACUAUGCUGAUGAUGAUAAUAAAAUAAUAUUGUCUAUCAUAAGUGGUUUACGUGAACCUGAAACAGGGUUGUUUUAAUUCUGAAAGACAGAUGGAAUAUGGUUUUUUUUUGGGGUGGUGGGGGG
Molecule: messenger RNA, 4988 nt
Organism: Ictalurus furcatus (blue catfish)
Lineage: Eukaryota; Metazoa; Chordata; Actinopteri; Siluriformes; Ictaluridae
Gene: ttc17
Product: tetratricopeptide repeat domain 17
Exons: 25
Coding region: 7-3576 (1189 amino acids)
Biological process (GO): actin filament polymerization; cilium organization
Cellular component (GO): actin cytoskeleton; cytoplasm
Molecular function (GO): protein binding
Source: RefSeq, a predicted model, not a curated record